Neoarthrinium moseri is the source of this 1449-nucleotide messenger RNA. RefSeq lists its product as uncharacterized. NCBI's taxonomy places the organism in Eukaryota, Fungi, Ascomycota, Sordariomycetes, Amphisphaeriales, Apiosporaceae. The record is from RefSeq and is a predicted model, not a curated record. The transcript is spliced from 3 exons. Bases 1 to 1449 code for a protein of 482 amino acids. Gene Ontology annotation, molecular function: oxidoreductase activity, acting on paired donors, with incorporation or reduction of molecular oxygen; monooxygenase activity.
AUGGCUUCCGCAGAAGUGACGAAAGCAAAGAAACGAAUCUACCUCAACUUUUUUGACCAUGGCUGCACUGGUUCACACAUGUCACCAGGCCAGUGGAGGGGCGACGGCGACAAGGGAACAACAAAGGACACCCUAGAAUACUGGACCAAUCUGGCCAAACUUGCUGAAAAAGGCAAAAUAUCAUUCAUCUUCCUCGCUGACAGCUACAACACACAUGAUAUCUAUGGUGGUAGCUCGGACUACAUGCUUCGUGCCGGUGCACACACUGCCACAAUAGACCCUUUCACUGUGAUUCCCGCCAUGGCUGCUGUUACCAAGACUGUCGGUUUUGGAGUUACGGCGAGUACGAGCUACAUGACCCCUUUCUCGUUGGCAAGGACAUUCUCGUCACUCGAUCACCUUACCAAAGGGCGCGUCGCCUGGAACAUAGUCACAAGCUGGAGCAAGAGUGCAGCAAACGCUUUAGGCCAUGACGAUGUCGUCCCGCAUGAUGAGCGAUACGCCGUCGCGGAUGAGUUCAUGGAUAUCAUGUACAAGUUCUGGGAAAGUAAAUACUUGAAGGCUUCUGCGCUCGGCCCACUGCAUCCAUCACCGCAAAGGACCCCCGUGCUCUUUCAGGCUGGUACUUCCAAGGCUGGCAGUGCGUUUGCUGCGAAACACGCCGAAGCCAUCUACGUUGGGGGGCUAGUCCCCGCGCAGACUAAAGGAUCUAUCGCCGGAAUUCGUGCCGCAGCGGCUGAUCGUGGUCGCGACCCUAAGUCGUUGAAGUUCUUCGUUGGUAUUUCAUGCAUAUUGGGCAAGACCAAGGAGGAGGCACAGGCCAAGUACGAAGCAGCCAAGGAGAACGUUGAUAUCGUUGGCGGUCUCGCUCAGUUCUCUGGCUAUACCGGCAUUGACCUGGCUCGAUUCCCCUUAGAUGAUGUGUUUGAGCUCAAAGAUGCGCCUGGUGAUGCCGCAGUCCACACGUUCCUAGAGAACUUCAACAAAGCCACGGGAAACAGUGAGCCUUGGACGCCAAGAAGGCUGGGAGAGAAAAUGGCCCUGGGUGGCUUCCAUCCUCUGCCCAUUGGAACCCCUGAGGUGGUAGCAGACGAAUUUGAGCGGUGGAUUGAUGAGGCAGAUGUAGACGGUUUCAAUAUUGCCUACAUCACUACACCUGGAAGUCAGGAAGACAUAGUUGAGCUGUUGGUCCCAGAGCUUGUGAAACGGGGCCUAAUGUGGGAAGACUACGAAGUUGAAAGCGGAUCACUUAGGGAAAACCUUUACAGUACGCCAGGACAGAAGGAGCUCCCGAAUGACCAUUACGGUCACAAGUUCAAAUGGGGAUCUGGAUAUGAAGGCGAGUCUAUCGAGAAGCUCAAGGCAGAGAAAGCUGCCACCGACACAACAUCGGAGAGCAAGCUACCGCCAAUUCACGCCAUACCUGUAGUCGAGCAGGCGACGGCGUAG